UAUAAACUGCGUUUGUUUUAUCCAGAAUGUACCCUGUCUAAGGCAUUCAGAGAAGGUGAUAAGGAUGGGAAACAAUCCGUCAGCUGCUGACAUUUUGGAAAAAGAACCAUGGCGUAAAAUGCCAUUGACUACCACUAAAAUACCUGAUAUGAGAAGGGAACUAAUGGGGAAAAUAAAAACAUUUCAAAAGAAGGGAAACGUGAACUUUUUGAAUAUUCUUCUUCUCGGUCAAUCUUCGUCAGGCAAAUCAUCUUUCGUAAAUUCCUGUGCAACAGCUCUGUAUGACGCUAAUAGAAUUGUGACACCUUGCGGAGUUUUGGAGCCACAAUCAGAAAGUGUUACGGCACGUUUGGAAGCACAUCCUAUUAAGAUAUCAUCGACAGCGUUUCUCCCAGUACGAAUAUUUGACUGUCGCGGUCUUCAUGAUUUAAAUGGAGUUCACAGUGACGAUAUUAAAAACAUGUGUGAUGGAAGAAUAAAGAAUGAAUAUACAUUUGACCCGACGCUCCCAGUCAGAAGUGAUAAUGAGAAAUUUCGUGAAAGACCGCAAUUACAGGAUAGAAUGCAUUGCGUUGUAUACGUUGCUGCUGCAGACAACCCAAAAGAACUUUUAGCAGAUGGACGAGCCAAUGAACAGCUAAAGGCGAUAAGAGCUGUAUUAUCUGCGGCCAAUAUUCCUCAGCUUGUGCUUUUAAACAAGAUUGACCGUCUAGGAAUGAAGGACAUUACUACAAUUUUUAGAAAUAAGUUGGUAAAAGAAACAUGUGAAGGUGCCAUGGAGUUUAUGAGUUUGCCAUUAGGAAAUGUUCUUCCUAUGAUUAAUUACACGGAAGAACAGACUCCAGACAGCAUGAAGGAUUUCUUAGCCUUGUUCAAUUUGUGGUAUAUGAUGUCGAAAGCUAACGACUACGUAGGGCUUCAAUCGGAUGUGCCUGAAGGUUUUAAUGAUUAGCUUUCCUUUAUGGCCAUCUCUAAUAUAUGUAGUUCUCUCUGACGUUCACGUUGAUUAUUAAUUAGUGAUUGAAGGAUGUACACAUGUACAACACAUGAAUAUCUUAUUUCUUUUACGAUUGUGUUACAUUAUAGAUGUCUAGAAGUUUCGUACCAGUAUGUGAACAAUAUUUUCUCGUUUUAGCUGGAUAAGGUAUAUCUGUGUACAUUUAUUUUUACUAUUUGUAGCUUUUCCUAUAUUUUUGCUAAUAUUCUUUAAUGUAUAUUCUUCUAAAAUAGUUAAUCUUCAAUAAAUUUUCUCAUAGAUUUUA
Messenger RNA from Saccostrea cuccullata (small rock oyster), 1262 nucleotides. Its product is annotated as interferon-induced protein 44-like. Bases 65 to 952 code for a protein of 295 amino acids. The record is from RefSeq and is a predicted model, not a curated record. Lineage: Eukaryota; Metazoa; Mollusca; Bivalvia; Ostreida; Ostreidae. The transcript is spliced from 7 exons.